This is a messenger RNA of Gadus macrocephalus (Pacific cod), 3948 nucleotides long. Its product is annotated as protein kinase C epsilon type-like. Lineage: Eukaryota; Metazoa; Chordata; Actinopteri; Gadiformes; Gadidae. The record is from RefSeq and is a predicted model, not a curated record. The transcript has 14 exons. The coding region runs from base 979 to 3312 and encodes 777 amino acids. Gene Ontology annotation, molecular function: diacylglycerol-dependent serine/threonine kinase activity; ATP binding. Gene Ontology annotation, biological process: intracellular signal transduction; peptidyl-serine phosphorylation.
UUCCAGCCCUGCCAGCCUCACAGCCAAACUGACGUGUUUUGCGCAUUUCCUGCACCGUCGUCCAGAGAGAGAGAGAGAGAGGGAGCUCUGUAGGGGGAGGCAGAGCAAAGAGGAGGUAGAUCCACAGCACACACAGGAAGUCAAAGCUCCAGCCGCAACAGGGGACACACAGAGACACCGAGGAGAGACGAUAGAUUCAAAUAUAAGAAGCCAGUAAGCCAUCGCAGCAGCGGGGUGUUGCUGCUGUUGGAUCCCGGGUCCCGUUCGUGCAGCUCGGCGAGACAUUCCAGAUGUCCCAUGGCUGAGGAGGCGGCCGGAGCCUCCCACACAGCCUGCGACCAGACAUAACGGACUGGCUUUGAUUUCUCGGAGGUAAAAGCCCCCUAAAGCAAUCGUAGCCUGGUCCUAUUGUCCGUCAUAUAAAGGAUUUAGUGUAUGAAGCUGUUGGUAUUUGGACCCAAUGGACGUGUCUGCUUCCUGCGAUUCGUUUUCUCCAAGUCCUCCAGAGGCGGUGGGCUGCACGUCGCUGCGUCUCCACUGUUGUUGUGGAUGGGCGGACGCGAGCUUGAUCGGGCUGUAUGGAAUAUGAAUAAAGCCCCACGUCGCAUAUCUUGUCAGUGCACACGUUGAAGGACAUCAGAGCAAAUCGCCUAACUUAUUGUGUUUGUUUACUUUAUGCCGUUCUCUUAUCCAGCUGUGGUGUCGGAUUGAGUGAGCCAGAGGAUCUCACGCUCUGCUGUCCAUUCAGCUGGAAGGAAUAUACAGUGAGCCUGCAGAGGACCAGCGGUCGGAACAGUCGUGCUAUUCAUACCUUGGCCUAGGAGAGCAGAGGACACGAUCCGCUCCAAGCGCACCAGUUGCAUCACACAUCCAUAUUCUCCUCCUCCUCCUUCUACUCCUUGCCGGUGGAUUGAAACAGCGGAUUUUUUUUAUAUUGUAAACUAAACAACCGUGUUGUGUUGUUUCAUCUGAACUACCAUGGUGGUUUUUAAUGGGUUACUGAAGAUCAAGAUCCGGGAGGCGUUGGACCUCAAACCGACAGCCUGGUCCCUGCGACAUGCCGUUGGUCCAAAGACGCAGACGUUCAUGUUGGACACCUAUAUCGCUCUGAACGUGGACGACUCCAGAGUGGGCCAGACGUCCACCAAGCAGAAGACCAACAGCCCGGCGUGGAACGACGAGUUCAAGACCGAGGUCUGCGAGGGGAGGAAAAUAGAGCUGUCGGUUUUCCACGACGCGCCCAUUGGUUAUGACGACUUCGUGGCCAAUUGUACAAUACAGUUUGAAGACAUCCUGCACAAUGGGAGCAAACACUUCGAAGACUGGAUCGACUUGGAGCCAGAGGGGAAGGUGUACGUGGUCAUUGACCUCUCCGGUUCCUCCAGCGAAGCGGCAGCAGUCUCCAGUGAGAAUGAGGAGCGUGUGUUCCGGGAGCGCAUGCGGCCCAGGAAGAGGCAGGGGGCCGUGCGGCGGAGGGUCCACCAGGUCAACGGACACAAGUUCAUGGCCACCUACCUCCGCCAGCCCACCUACUGCUCCCACUGCAGGGACUUCAUCUGGGGAGUCAUCGGAAAGCAGGGCUACCAGUGUCAAGUGUGCACGUGCGUGGUCCAUAAGCGCUGCCAUGAGCUGAUCAUCACCAAGUGCGCUGGGAUGAAGAAACAGGAGGUCACUGAGGAGGAGCCCGUCGGUUCCCAGAGGUUCAGUGUGAACAUGCCCCACAAGUUCAGCAUCCACAACUUCAAGGUGCUCACCUUCUGCGAUCACUGUGGCUCUCUGCUCUGGGGUCUGCUGCGACAGGGCCUCCAGUGUAAAGUAUGUAAAGUGAACGUACACAGGCGCUGUGAGAGCAACGUUGCGCCCAACUGCGGCGUGGACGCCAGGGGCAUCGCCAAAGUGCUCUCUGACCUUGGGGUGACCCCAGACAAGAUCUCCAGUAGUGCCGCUCGACGGAAAAAGCUUCAUCAAGGACAGGACUCCCAGCAGCCACUGCCCAUCAGCCCACAGACAGUAGAGGACCGCUCCCGGUCCGCCCCCACGUCUCCAUGUGACCCGGCAGACCUGAAGGAGUUGGAGAACAUCCGGAAAGCCUUAUCCCUUGACCACCGCGGCCCAGAACACAAGAAGCAUCCAGUCGCUCUCACUUCCUCCGUUCCCACGGCAACGAGCGACCAUGGGGGAGGAGGAGGCGGAGUUGGCUGCGGCGAGACUGGGGGCGAAGGCAAGGAGAACGGAGAGGUUAAAGGUCACGACGCCCCAGAGAUCAAGAGGAUGGCCCUUAAGGAUUUUCGGUUUAUCAAAGUCCUGGGAAAGGGUAGCUUUGGAAAGGUGAUGCUGGCGGAGCAGAAGGGGAGUGACGAGGUGUUCGCGGUGAAGGUGCUGAAAAAGGACGUGAUCCUGCAGGACGACGAUGUGGACUGCACCCUGACCGAGAAACGCAUCCUGGCCCUGGCCCGCAAACACCCCUACCUCACCCAGCUGUACUGUUGCUUCCAGACCAGGGACAGGUUGUUCUUUGUGAUGGAGUACGUGAACGGAGGCGACCUGAUGUUCCAGAUCCAGAGGUCCAGGAAGUUCGACGAGGCCCGCUCCCGCUUCUACGCCGCCGAGGUCACGUCGGCCCUGAUGUUCCUCCACCGCCACGGGGUCAUCUACAGAGACCUGAAGCUGGACAACAUCCUGCUCGACGCAGAGGGCCACUGUAAGCUGGCCGACUUCGGCAUGUGCAAGGAGGGUAUCCUGGAUGGGGUCACCACCGCCACCUUCUGCGGCACACCAGACUACAUUGCACCCGAGAUCCUCCAGGAGCUGGACUACGGCCCCUCAGUGGACUGGUGGGCCCUGGGGGUCCUGAUGUAUGAGAUGAUGGCGGGCCAGCCCCCCUUUGAGGCGGACAAUGAGGACGACCUGUUUGAGUCCAUCCUCCACGACGACGUGCUGUACCCCGUGUGGCUGGGCAAGGAGGCCGUGUCCAUCCUCAAGGCGUUCAUGACCAAGAGUCCCACCAAGCGGCUGGGCUGCGUGCUGGCUCACGGGCUGGAGGACGCCAUCAAACUGCACCCCUUCUUCAAAGAGAUAGACUGGACCCUGCUGGAGCAGAGAAAAGUCAGGCCCCCCUUUAAACCACGUAUCGUAAGUCCUCACGAAUCACAGACACACACACACACACACACACACACACCCACACCCACACACACACACACACACCCAAACACACACACACACACACACACACACACUAGGGCUGUAACGAUACGCGUAUCAAACCGAAAAUCGCGAUACUCAAAGCCACGAACCUGUCUCGCGGUGUGAGAAGGCAGAAGCGCGAUAUGCCCUUUCUAACUCUUCGGUCAAAUUGUCCGAUUGAAAUUUGCUAAUAAUUUGUCUAAAUAAUAGUCUGCUGACAGCGCCCCCUCCUAUCGAUGCCGUAAAUAUGUGACGAGAUGCCCUCUCUGUGAUCACAGCUCUCCGUGGCUACGGAGGAUUGCAUUUCUCCACAGCCGUCGAAGUCCUCAUAUGCGAUAUGAACGACAUUUAUGCAGAGUGGGCCAAGCGCGAAAAAAAUUGCCUGUGUGAUCCUGUCUCUAUUGUUUUGUGUGAUUUGACUGGCAGUUUGUCUGCUUAUAGGUCGGAAUGAAGCGGCCACCGAUUAUUGACAGGAUGGGUACUUUAUUCUACCGGACUCGUUUGCUUCUUCACUAGACACACGCGCUACCGCUCGCUCUCCUCGCUCGUCCACUCACUCGCUGACGUCACUCACACACGCAUCCGCACACUGCCAUUCUCCCGCACACACAUAGCUACUCGUAACACUAUGCCUCGUUAUUGCGACGUUCAUGUUUUUCCUCAUCUAUUGAAAGUUAGGCUAUUAAACAUGUUGCAUUCUAUACGGCCUGAUUAUGUCAUUAUUUAAGCUACAUAUAGCCUAAUAAGAAGCGCUAAUAAGGA